Nicotiana attenuata is the source of this 621-nucleotide messenger RNA. RefSeq lists its product as uncharacterized. Lineage: Eukaryota; Viridiplantae; Streptophyta; Magnoliopsida; Solanales; Solanaceae. The transcript has a single exon. Bases 1 to 621 code for a protein of 206 amino acids. The record is from RefSeq and is a predicted model, not a curated record.
AUGGUUAUACAACAGGUUAUGGUACAAGGUGACAUACUUGCAAAGUUAGGAACAAUGCAGAACAUGGAUGGCUCCUUCUCUAUUAGAAAGAUGUACCUACACGUGAUACCUCAGCACCCUAAAGUCCCUUGGCAAAGCCUUACACUGCAGCAAAACAUACAUCCACGAGUGAAAUUUAUGCUAUGGCUAGCAAUGCAAAACAGGCUGGCAACUGUGGAUCGACUGCAGAUGAUAGGCAUACAAGCUCCUAUGGCUUGUGUAUUCUUUCAUAGUGUCAUUGAAACUCAUGCACAUCUAUUCUUUGAAUGCCAAGUUACAGGUGCAUUGUGGCUGAGAUUACUGACCUGUCUUGGGCAUAUCAGGAUCAGAGGAGAUGCCAAACAUGAAAUGAAAUGGGCAUGCAGUAUGGCAAAGAGGAAGAAUGGACUGGGAGCUAUCACCAGCUGUACAUAUGCAAUGGCAGUCUAUGUCAUAUGGAGGGAGAGGAAUCUACUAAGGUUCCAAAAAAGCACCUAUGAUGAAGAUAGAGUCAGUAGAGAAAUAGCAAUACAUAUUCACAUUAGAGGACAAAACCUUAGGAAAUGGCGCAAGCCUUUGAGUCUUCUGAGUUCAUACCCUUAG